CAUCAGCAUCAACUACCCAAAUCCAGACAAAAUGCAGCCGACAAGGUGGCUAUUGAAAGGCCGAUCGGUGUGGAAAGGGUCUCACAUCGUACCCCUCCCCAUCGUCCGUCCAGCCCGCGGCGAGGACCCCAAGCCGAUAAAGACGCAAGCCCGCGCCGCCACCAUCCUGCCCAGCUUCGUGGGUCUCAAGUUCCAGGUGUACAACGGCAAGGAGUACACCGACGUCGAAAUCACCGAGGAGAUGGUUGGCCACAAGCUCGGGGAGUUCUCUGUGACGAGAAAACCAUUCAUCUGGUCGAGAGUGAGAUAAAACGACAACGACGAGGUCGAGACAUGGACAUACCCCAACGGCGUUCGAGGCGAUUGGAGGGAAAUUUACGAGUUAAUCGUCUACUGUGUACAUACAUAUCACGCAUCAAGCCAUGUAAAACAGUACCAACAAUAUGGGCAGACAGAACAAACGU
Annulohypoxylon maeteangense is the source of this 464-nucleotide messenger RNA. Its product is annotated as ribosomal protein S19/S15. The annotation marks the transcript as partial. NCBI's taxonomy places the organism in Eukaryota, Fungi, Ascomycota, Sordariomycetes, Xylariales, Hypoxylaceae. Gene Ontology annotation, molecular function: RNA binding; structural constituent of ribosome. The transcript is spliced from 4 exons. Gene Ontology annotation, cellular component: ribosome; cytosolic small ribosomal subunit. Gene Ontology annotation, biological process: translation; ribosomal small subunit assembly. The record is from RefSeq and is a predicted model, not a curated record.